Messenger RNA from Aedes aegypti (yellow fever mosquito), 4931 nucleotides. RefSeq names its product large proline-rich protein BAG6. Gene Ontology annotation, cellular component: BAT3 complex. The transcript is spliced from 13 exons. Gene Ontology annotation, molecular function: polyubiquitin modification-dependent protein binding; misfolded protein binding. Bases 375 to 4157 code for a protein of 1260 amino acids. The record is from RefSeq and is a predicted model, not a curated record. Lineage: Eukaryota; Metazoa; Arthropoda; Insecta; Diptera; Culicidae.
AAACGAAGUAGCAGCAAGCAGCAGCAGUCAGCCAGAAGAAUUUUCAUCCGCGUUCUAAUUUUCGGUGCAAAUUCGAGGAAAAAUCUUCGGAAUCGGUGCGGAAAAGAGCUCACCUAUCGCGUCGGGAAGUUGUCCUUUGCCGGGAGUUGUGCGGUUCCGGAAAUCGGUGCGUGUGGCGGUGGAAAAGAUUGUGUCUCUUUGGUUAAUUUCUUACGGGGAAUGGUCGUCAUCAAAAGUGAUCGAUAUCAGUGCUGAUUGGAAUUGGAAUAAACAGAAGGAGGGUGUUUGCGAAUUGGAGGAAAAAUUGCGUAGCUUCGGGAAGAGCAAGAAUAUUCGUGUGUAAUCGAAAGUGAAGGCGUUUCAAGCUCGCCAACAUGAUAAAUCUCAAAGUGAAGACGUUGGACUCGCAGAAUCAUGACUUCAGCGUGGAGGAUGAUAUUACCGUUCGCCAAUUCAAGGAACAGAUCGCCGAGAAGAUCAACGUUUCCGUGGACAUGCAGCGUCUGAUCUACUGUGGACGUGUGCUGAGUGACGACAAAGCCCUGAAAGAGUACGAUGUCAACGGAAAGGUGGUGCACUUGGUCCAGAGGGCUCCUCCCUCGGCGCGGGGCAGCAGCACUAGCGGUGGAAGUUCCAGUUUGGGGGAUGACGGUAACCGUGCCUCGGCUAGACGAUCUCGGAGCAGUGAUAACGCUGCACGGCCGCAAAUCUUCCGCGGUCUGGACGAUUUCAACACAAUGUACUUCGGGUCGAUGACGUCCAUUCCGUUGAAUGUUAAUGCAACUACUCCUCCGCAACUCCCAUCCGUCAGUCCUUCGUCGACAUUGUGCAUGAAUCGCAUCACCGUCGCUCGGCACAUGCUUCAGUGCGUUGACAACAUCAUUACCUAUUUGGAAUCACCUGAACGUGGACUGAACAACACCGCAAUGGAUAUUCUUUCGCAGCAGACCAUGGAGAGCACCGUUUUCGAAGUCGGUAUCAGUGCCGUCGGGGACGUGGACAUUCCGCACAACCAGAUGCAGAACUUUGUUCAAGCGUUCCAAGGUGCGGUUUCGGCUGCGUUUCGGCAGAAUGGAAUAUCCAACGUUACCGUACAGCAGCCGGACACGCUGAAUCCUUCGGUGCAAGUAUUUGGCACGAUUCCCGAUUCGGCAAUCAUCACACCACCGAAUACCAGUGCUACGGCCACACCGGCGCAGGAGAGCUCCGGAGCACCCUCUGGAAGCUCUUCCACCUCUUCUAGCACUUCGGAAUCCAGUGCAGAUUCGAGGCGACAAGCUCGUCCAGGUUCGUCGCGCAAUCAAACCACCAGCACGCAAACUCUUGCCGAAGUGGUCCAACAGAUGCGAGGCGUUCAACGGCGGAUGGAACCGUUCUUACAGCAAUACUUUGAUAUAUUGCAGAAUGAUCCCACUUUCGAGGAAUCGGACACUGCCGGCCGCGAAAGUGCCCAGCGUAUUUUUGAUCGCAUAUCCGAGGCGCUGCAUUACAUGUCCCACGCCCAGCAUGCUAUCAGCGACUUGAUGCUGGAUCUGCAAACUGCGACUCCCCGUCACCUGUGUUGUCGGCCAAUGCUGGUCGAGCAGUCGGCUUUCGUAAGUUCUGGCAUUGCUGCUGUUCCUAAUAACAUCAAUCUGGCUAAUUUGCUUCGUGCGACCAACAACAACAAUAACACCGACAUGGGCAACAACAACAUCAACGCCCAGAUCAUCAAUUUGCAAAUACCGGGACUGACUGGAGCGACUCCCAAUGGGCCAAUGAAUAUCCCAUUGCUGGAUCUCGUUGGCCAGCAAAACAGACCGACGGGGGCUUCUGGUCCAACCUCGGGUAUUGGAACAACUCCAACGACGAACGCCAAUGGACCGGGUGCUGGUUCAACUCCGCCGACAAACCAACAACAAGGUCAGUCUGCUAGAAACGUGAACAACCUUCCAGAUGAUGUCGUGACUCGUGUCUAUAUUCCACUUUACCAUCCUUCGAGCAUACCACGUAUGCGGAACAUAAUUCAAACAAUGGGAGCACCACCGCCAAGAGAUGGUUCCGCUGCGAGAGCUGCCAAUCCUCCUCAAAGCAGCAGUGCCACAACGGCCAAUGCCAACAGCCACGCUGCUGACGACCCUCAAUCACAGCAGCAGCAGCAGCAGACUGCUUCCCCGUCGUCCUCGACUACCAACUCCCGAACGACCAGUGAGUCCGACUCGAUUAGCUCGAGUUCCCCUGAACGAUUGUCGAACUCCAACAAUGCCCAAAUGCAGGUGGCACGUUUGAUCCAGGCGGUCGUCAAUGCUGCUCCGAUUCACGCCGAUAUCCAUGUACAAAUUAACGCUGGCGGAAACCCACCCGGAUCUUCGGCACCGAGCACUCCUGGCACUGGCAGCACUACAACCAGCAACAGCAACGGAGGUCCUCAAGCCAAUCCUACGAUGACCAACAAUACUUCGACCAACACCAACAGCGGUAGCAAUGAUAAUGGGUCCCAAUCCCGCUUCGCCACUGUGACUCUUCCGACGACCUCCACGCAAACCCGUUCCACUUCUAGACCGCAUGUGCACAGCAUCCCACCGGCGCAUAUCCGGAAUGUUCGUCCCAUUCCGGCCAACUUGCUGUCCUCGUUCGAUAGGUUCUUACCGUGCAACAGUCAUCACAUUCGUGACAUUACAGACCGUGCUGCUUCUGAUUCUGCUACGCCGCGCAAUGCCACUUCCGUUAACAAUGCCAGUAGCAAUAAUAGCAGCAGUGGAUCGACACCUACGCCAGCUACUAGUCAACCAAGUGCGCCUCCAUCGGAAUCACUGUCGUCGCUACCGUUCAAUUUCUUCGGUAGUCAGUUCACGUUAGCCGACUUUGAACACAUUGCGCCGAACCCUAAUACCCUAAAUCGUAUACGCGAUUCUCUGCAAGCGUACGUUGUCGAAACCCUGUUUAGCGGUCAGUCUAUCAGCGAAAACACCAUGCAGGAGGCAAUGUCCGUACUGAUACAACGUCUCGAGCCAAUCCUGUCCCGUGUGUCGAGUUACGACCUUCCAGACUACGACACUCGUGCAUCCAUUGAAAACCUCAUCCGUAGCUCCGUUCCGUUCUGUAUCAACCUGAUACGGGAGGACACCUCGCAGCAAUUUGGCGUUCGUUUGCUGCGUUUCCUGAUCACUUUCGUCCGUCGUUUCUUCAUGAUUCUGGUCACAGGAAUUGGCGCAAAUAAUGCGCAAUCCUUCUCCGGGGAACUGCUGAAUAUGGCCAUUUUCAGCACGCAGGAUGGUGCCACCGUAAAUCCGGCACUGCUGCAGCUCUUCCUGCCCGCAAUCCAUCGACAGUUGGAAAGGUCGGGUCAAGACGAUCGAACGGACAUCCAAGAAUUUCUGGUCAUCCGCAGGCCCGCACCCGGACAGAGUCAAACUGGAUCUGCUGAACGAGCACCAAGUCCUAUGGACGUGGAUGAUGCCGAAUCAACAACUACCCCUGAAUUGGUAUCGGACAUUGCUGAAAUAUCAAUAUCCAUCGAACCACCGAUUGUCAACUUGGAUCAGUGUACAGCGAUUGUGAUCUCCGCCGCUCCCGUAUCAGCGUCAACGCCCAACGCAUCACAGGUAUCCGCCCCAACAGCCACUUCCGAUGUGGAUAACGGCGAGGACGUCACAAUGUCGAUUCCCGUUGCCGUAGUCAAUCCACAAGUGCCGCCUCCGCUAGCGCAAAAGGACGACGAAGAGGAACUACCCUCGGUGGUAGUCGGAUCAGAACAGUGGCAUUCACAUUUGCCACCCUCGUGGCUACCAGUGAUAACGCGGGACAUUACCCGGCAACGACGACAGAUCCCUCAGGGUCCAUACUCAGACGCCUACAUCUCAGGCAUGUCGUCCAAGCGACGCAAGCUGAUAGCGGAAACCAAACCAUCGACAGAUGUUCCUUCGCUAAUCUCGGACGGAGUUCGGCAAGCUUUCCACAGUACCGGUAUCAAUCCGGCCAGCGCCAGCAGUAGCAAUUCGAACAUGGGUUCUAGCAACCUCGGAGUGGAAGACCUGGCCCGCACGAUAUCCGACGACGCCGCCCUGCAGAGCUCCUACUGCGAAACAAUGAAGGCCAGUAUACGGGAACGUUUAUCCAAGGAUCCAGACUAUGACGCAAAACGGUUCCCCAAUUGUUCGAAAUACUUCGAAAAAUAGUUUUCCGCUAAUGCUUUGGAAGGGUAAGAACAUUCGGUGUUGAUGCUUGUGGUUUUAUGUGCUGAUGAGGCGAAGAAAAUUCACGUGGCACGAUAGUUGUAUUGAUAUGGGAGAAUGAGAGAUUACGAGUGAAAGGGUCAUCUGCUGAUAAAUAAUUGAGUGUAGUCUUGUCCUACUGUCAUGCUUUACAACCGAUAUGGACAUUUAGCACAUAGAUGCUUCAGAUGUUUAGAUAUUUAAAUAACAAAACAAAUUGAUUAUCACUGAGAAAUAAAGCAACUUCAACAAGGACUGAAGGAUUCAGUCUGUGUCUAUCCUCUGAGUACGUAACUGGAAACCAUUCGAUACAACUAGAGUUGAAAAUGUUGUUUGAUACAUAUUAUUUUUUGUGUAUACUGAUAUUGCGUUAUUACAGCAAAUAAAAAAAAAAGAUUAAAUCCACAAACGUUUUGUUAGGUUUUAUUAGGACAACUUACUUUCAAACCAAAACUAAUCAAAUGAGCUCUUGUAUAAUAGAUGGUGAAUGAAUGAAUUGUCUUUAUUUUUGAGACUUUCAGCCCUAAUAGAUGGUUUUAGUUUCGGUUUCGAAGCAAUUCUAAUUUUCCCCUCCAAUCAAUUUAUAUAAUUUUUACUAAACUCCAUCUAGAAACAGUGCACUAUGUGUUACUAUGGUAGACUUUAUGGCAGUUUUGGUUUGAAUCAGAAUAUACAAUUGACUAGAAUUGAAUAAACAAUUUGUAAAUAAAAAUAUAUAAUUUCUUUUUCCAAAAACAA